AUGGCCAUCUCAUCACGCCUCGCCCUGUGGGAGCAGAAGAUUCGGGAGGAGGACAAGAGCCCCCCACCGUCCUCGCCCCCUCCCCUGUUCUCUGUCAUCCCAGGAGGCUUCAUUAAGCAACUGGUCCGCGAGACCGAGAAAGAGUCCAAGGAGGCAAGACUGAGGAAGCAGGCGGCGCUCGGCUCUCCUGAGCAAGACACCCCAGAAAUCUCUGCUGACCAACCCAAGAGCAAGCCCAACAUUGACACCAAAUCUGGAAGCCAGCAAACCCCGCAAGGCAGCCAGCCGAGCUCUCCGCAGAACUCCAACGUUCCGGGCAAGCAGGGCCAGCAGGCCAGCCCCACGGACCCCGUGCUGAUGACCAGCAUCAAUGGCGAGAAGCCCCAGGAGUCGGGCCCCGGUGGGACCCCAGCCAAAAAACCCCUGCCCUUCAAGAGAGGUGUGAGGAGAGGUGACGUGCUGCUGAUGGUGGCCAAGCUGGACCCGGACUCAGCCAAGCCGGAACAGGGGACCCAGCCCCGGGACGCCCCCACCUGUAAGACCCCGCCCCCAGCCACAGACCCUGGAGGGGUAAACAAGGGGGGGACUCCAGGGACUCCUCGUGGCCCCCAGGCCGUCACUAAGGACGCAGCCCCCAAGGCUGAGAAGACCCAGCCCGAGGGUGUUGUGGGCCCAGGAACACAAGGCGUGGUGGGGAAAGGGGGCAGGGACCCCCAGGCCAAAGGGCUGAAAGGGGGUGAGCUCCAGGGCAGGGAGGGGCCGGACGAAGGGGAAAGGUCGGUUCUGGCGGAGAAGGGAGCAGGGGACCCCCCAAGCAAGAUGGCGAAGGGGACUCUCCCCAAGGAUGCGGGGGGUGAAGGCAAGGGCCCUGGGGCCCAGAUCCGGGUGAGAAAGUGGGGAGUCUCCCUGGGCAGCAGGGGCAAAUGGGACGGUCCCCAGAGCAAGAAGGAUAAAGAAGGUUCACUGCUGAGUAAGGCGGAGAAGACAAAGGAACCUCAGGUCAAGGCGGAGAAGAUGAGCAAAGUUCGAGGGAAGCCGGGGCAGGAGGGGGAAGCUGUCAGAGAGGAGAAGGCAAGUGAGCCCCAGGCCGAGGGAGGAAAGGAAGGGCGACCUCAGAGUGAGUCUGGGGAGGCAGCGCAAGCUGGGGGGAAUGCAGGGAAGGGCUGUGAAGCCCCCAAGGAGGUGGGUGCGCGCAGGGAGAACCCAGCGGCGGCUGGGAAGGAGGGCCAGCCAGCCAGCAGAGGACAGAAAGCCCGGGAGCCCCGUGCGGGAGCGGAUGACGGGGCAGAGACCCUGGCGAUGGAGCUGGAAAGAGCCAGACCCCCUGCUCUGGAAAGCCACGCGGAAUGUCCUCCAAGUCGGAAGGAGAGUGAAGAGGGGCCGGCCCUGCAGGAGGGGAACAAAGCGGGACAGAGCGAAGACUCGGAUCAGGCUCCUGAGGACAGAUGGUACGAGGCAGAGAAAGUGUGGCUGGUUCAGAAGGAUGGAUUUACUCUUGCCACCGUGCUGAAGCCGGAUGAGGGAACCGCCGACCUGCCGGCAGGAAGGGUGCGGCUUUGCAUUGAUGCUGACAAAACAGUCACUGAGGUGGACGAGGAGCGUGUGCAUAGGGCAAACCCCCCUGAGCUGGACCAGGCUGAGGACCUGGCGUCCCUGGUCAGUGUCAACGAAUCAAGUGUUCUGAACACGCUUCUGAACCGCUACCGGGCUCAGCUGCCUCAUACCUUCACGGGGCCGGACCUGAUCUUCCUCCAGCCCCGGGGCCCCCUGGCGCCCUCUGCAGGCAAGGUGUCCAGGCGCCGCCGGGAUGGCCUGCCAGCUCACCUUGGCUCCCUGGCCCAGCGGGCCUACUGGGCGCUCCUGAGCCAGCGGAGAGACCAGAGCAUCGUGGCCCUGGGCCGCAGUGGUGCUGGGAAGACCACAUGCUGCGAGCAGGUCCUGGAGCACCUGGUGGCGAUGGCAGGCAGUGUGGAUGGCCGGGUCUCAGUGGAGAAGAUCCGAGCGACCUUCACUGUCCUCCGGGCUUUUGGCUCUGUGUGCACCGGCCAUAGCUGCAAUGCCAGCCGGUUUGCCAUGGUGAUGUCGCUGGAUUUCAAUGCCACAGGGCGAGUUACGGCCGCUCAGCUCCAGACAAUGCUUUUGGAGAAGAGUCACGUGGCCCGGCAGCCGGAAGGGGAAGGCAACUUUGAGGUUUUCUCCCAGAUGCUAGCUGGGUUAGACCUGGAUCUCAGGACAGAGCUGGACCUCCAGCAGCUGGCCAACAGCAACUCCUUCAGCAUGGGCGUGUGGCCUAGGCCUGAGGACAAGCAGAAGGCAGCAGCUGCCUUUGCCCAGCUCCAGGCCGCCAUGGAGACGCUGGGCAUCUCGGAUGGCGAGCGGCGGGCCAUUUGGCGGGUGCUGGCGGCCAUCUACCACCUUGGCGCGGCAGGGGCCUGCAAAGUGGGCCGGAAGCAGUUCAUGCGCUUCGAGUGGGCAAACCACGCAGCUGAGGCCCUGGGCUGCGAGUAUGAGGAGCUGAACACGGCCACCUUCAAGCACCACUUGCGACAGAUCAUCGAGCAAGUGACAUCUGGGCCGAGCCGACGGGGCCUGGAGGGCGAGGAGACCAGCUCAGGGCUCAAGAUGACGGGCGUGGAGUGCGUGGAGGGGAUGGCCUCCGGCCUGUACCAAGAGCUCUUUGCGGCCGUGGUCUCGCUCAUCAACAGGUCCUUCUCUUCCCGCCACCUGUCCAUGGCCUCCAUCAUGGUGGUGGACUCUCCGGGCUUUCAGAACCCGCGACACCAGUGCAAGGACCGGGCCGCCACCUUCGAGGAGCUGUGCCGCAAUUAUGCCCACGAGCGCCUGCAGCUGCUUUUCUACCAGCGGACCUUCGUCUCGGCGCUGGAGCGGUACCGGCAGGAAGGUAUCCCUGUGCCCUUUGACCUCCCGGAGGCUUCCCCAGGGACCACGGUGGCCGUUGCGGACCAGAAUCCUUCCCAGGUCCGAUUACCAGCUGCUGGAGGUGCUGAGGACCCUAGGGGCCUUUUCUGGCUCUUGGACGAGGAGGUCCGGGUGGAAGGCUCCAGUGACAGCGUGGUGCUCGAGCGUCUCUGUGCGGCUUUUGAGAAGAAAGGGGCGGGAGCUGAAGGGACCUCCGGCCUUCGGUCCUGUGAGCAGCCCCUCCAGUUCGAGAUUUUCCACCAGCUGGGACAGGACCCCGUGCGCUACGACCUCACAGGCUGGCUGCACAGAGCCAAGCCCAACCUUUCCGCCCUGGACGCCCCUCAGGUCCUGCAGAGCUCAAAGAGGGAGGACCUGAGGAGCCUGUUCCGGGCCCGGGCCAAGCUGCCCCCCGUGUGCCGGGCCGUGGCCGGCCUGGAGGGCGCCUCCCAGCAGGCCCUGCAGAGGAGCCGCACGGUGAGGAAGGCCUUUGCCAGCAGCCUCGCCGCGGUCAAGAGGAAAGCCCCGUGCUCCCAGAUCAAGCUGCAGAUGGAUGCGCUGACCAGCAUGAUCAGACGGUCUCAGCUACACUUCAUCCACUGCCUUGUGCCGGGCCCCGUGGGGGAGAGCAGAGGCGGACAGGGGCCUCUGACCCCCCCGCAGCCUGGGGGAGACGAGCCCAGGACAGGCGCCCCUCUGCCCUUGGACAUCACUGCGCUGAGGGUGCAGCUUGCGGGGUCCUGCCUCCUGGAGGCGCUGCGUCUGCACAGGGCAGGCUAUGCUGACCACGUGGGCCUCGCUCAGUUCCGACGGCGAUUCCAGGGGCUGGACCCUGUCCUCACGAAGAAGCUCAGGUCGGCCUCUGAAGGCAUAGAUGAGAGGAAGGCUGUGGAGGAGCUCCUGCAGACCUUGGAUCUGGAGAAGAAGGCAGUGGUCAUCGGGCACAGCCAGGUGUUCCUAAAGGCGGGCGUGGCCUCGAGGCUUGAGAAGCAACGCGAGAAGCUGGCAUCUCCCAGCAUCGUUUUGUUCCAGGCGGCUUGUAAGGGCUUCCUGUCCCGGCAGGAGUUCAGGAGGCUCAAGAUUCGCCGCCUGGCCGCGCGGUGCAUCCAGAAGAACAUGGCUGUGUUCCUGGAGGUCAAGGACUGGCCGUGGUGGCGGCUCCUCGGUUCCCUCCGGCCCCUGCUGAGUGCCACCGCUGGGGACGAGCAGCUCCGUGCCAAGGAGGAGGAGCUCACGAUGCUGAGACAGAAGCUAGAAAAAUCGGAGAAGUCACGGAAUGAACUCCGGCAGAAUGCGGAUCUGCUAGAGAGCAAGAUUGCCGAACUGACCACAGAGCUCGCCGAUGAGCACUUCAAAGGGGACGUGGCCUGCCAGGUGCUGGAGACAGAGCGGGCAGAGCGGCUCCGCGCCUUCCGGGAGGUCCAGGAGCUGAAGAGCAAGUAUGAGCAAGUCCAGAAGAAUUUGGGAGAAGUGCAGAAGCAGUUGGAGGAAGCCCAGCAGAAAAUUCAGAUGAGUGAGUUGGAAAGGAGCCACACGGGAGGAGCGGAUGAGUGGCAAAUGCGCUUCGACUGUGCUCAGAUGGAGAACGAGUUCCUGCGGAAGCGUCUGCAGCAAUUUGAGGAGAGGCUGGACUCGGAGCUGACAUCCAGGAAAGAGCUGGAGCAGAAGCUCGGGGAGCUGCAGAGCGCCUAUGAGGGGGCCAAGAAAAUGGCUCACCAGCUAAAGAGGAAGUGCCACCAUCUGACCUGUGACCUGGAGGACACCCACGUCCAGCUGGAGAGCCAGCAGAGCCGAAACCACGAGCUCGAGAAGAAGCAGAAGAAGUUUGACAUGCAGCUGGCACAGGCCCUGGGGGAGUCCGUGUUUGAGAAGGGCCUUCGCGAGAAAGUGACCCAGGAGAACACCAGUGUCCGCUGGGAACUGGGCCAGCUUCAGCAGCGCUUGAAGCAAAAAGAGCAGGAAACCUCGCAGCUGAAGCAGGAGGUGGAGAAGUUGCAGGCCCAUAAGCGGGAGCUGGUGGGGUUGUCCUCGCUGGGAGAAAACGGUGUCGCAGGCUUGAAGGAGAGGCUCUGGAGCCUGGAAUCCAGUGCCCAGGAACAUGAGAGAAUCCAGAACCAGCAAGAGAACACCAUCAAGCAGCUGGAGCAGCUCCGCCAACGGUUUGAGCUAGAGAUGGAGCGGAUGAAGCAGAUCCACCAGAAGGACCGUGAGGACCAGGAGGAGGAGCUGGAAGAUGUCCGUCAGUCCUGCCAGAAGCGGCUCCGCCAGCUGGAAAUGCAGCUGGAACAAGAAUACGAGGAGAAGCAGAUGGUCCUCCAUGAGAAGCAGGAUUUGGAAGGCUUGAUUGGAACCCUCUGCGAUCAGAUCGGCCAUCGGGACUUUGACGUGGAGAAGCGUCUCCGGAGGGACCUCAAAAGGACUCAUGCGCUAUUGUCAGACGUGCAGCUCCUUCUGGGGAGCAUGGAGGAUAGCAAGACGUCGGUCAGCAAGGAGGAGCUGGAGAAGGUGCACAGCCAGCUGGAGCAGAGUGAGGCCAAGUGUGAGGACGCCUUGAAGACCCAGAAGGCGCUGACUGCGGACCUGGAGAGCAUGCACAGCGAGCUGGAGAGCAUGACCCGGAAUAAGAGCCUGGUGGAUGAACAGCUAUACCGGCUGCAGUUUGAGAGGGCGGACCUGCUAAAGCGCAUCGAUGAGGACCAGGACGACCUGAACGACCUCAUGCAGAAGCACAAGGACCUCAUUGCUCAGUCUGCUACUGACAUUGGGCAGAUCCAAGAACUACAGCUGCAGCUGGAGGAAGCCAAGAAGGAGAAGCACAAACUUCAAGAGCAACUGCAGGUGGCUCAGAUGCGCAUCGAGUACCUGGAACAGUCCACCGUGGAUCGAGCCAUUGUCAGCAGGCAGGAGGCAGUCAUCUGUGACCUGGAGAACAAGACGGAGUUCCAGAAAGUGCAGAUUAAGAGAUUCGAGGUCCUGGUGAUCCGGCUUCGGGACAGCCUGAUCAAGAUGGGCGAGGAGCUGACGCAGGCGGCCAAGUCCGAGUCCCAGCAGCGGGAGAGCAGCCAGUAUUACCAGCGGCGCCUGGAGGAGCUGAAGGCGGACAUGGAAGAGCUGGUGCAGCGGGAGGCAGAGGCCAGCCGCAGGUGCAUGGAGCUGGAGAAGUAUGUGGAGGAGCUGGCAGCGGUGAGACAGACGCUCCAGACAGACCUGGAGACGUCCAUCCGGCGGAUUGCCGACCUGCAGGCAGCUUUGGAGGAGGUGGCAUCCAGCGACAGCGACACAGAGAGUGUCCAGACAGCAGUGGACUGCACCAGCAGUGGCCGAAAAGAGAUAGAUAACGUCUCCGUCCUCAGCUCCCAGCCAGAAGGGAGUCUGCAGUCCUGGCUGAGUUGUACUCUGUCCCUGGCCACAGAUACCAUGAGGACCCCCUCGCGACAGUCAGUCAGCAGCCACUCCCUCAGCCCCAGGAUGAACGAGCAGGCCGGGGAUGCAGAGAGGUCCCAGCCGGCGUCGGCCCUGAGCAGAGCCCGGGCCAUGCGGAGCCAGACCUCUGGGGACAAAUCUGUAUCCCCCCUCUCCCUCCGGCGACAGAAGUACUACCACCUGGGAGAUGGUGAAGAGUGUGGCGGGCAGAAGCCCAUGGAGAGGCUGGGAGUGUGCUCUUCCUCCCCCGCCUCUCGGAGUACAGACUCACCCCCAGCGUCCAGGGAAAAGCUGCCCAGCCCUUCGGCCGCCCUGUCAGAGUUUGUAGAAGGCCUCCGGAGGAAGAGAGCUCAGAAGGGACAGGGGUCCACGCUGAGCCUGGAGGACUGGCCCACUCUUCCCAUUUACCAGACCACCGGGGCAUCCACGCUGCGGAGGUCCAGGGCAGGCAGCGACGAGGGAGACCUCUCGCUGGGGCUCAGGGCAAGGUUGGCCCCAGAAACAGAGGACGUCUCCGGGACGUCAGCCGGGCUCCUGCGGUCCACCAGCCUGAAGUGCAUCUCUUCCCCGAGCGCAGAGGGCUCCAUGCUGCUGCCCAAGAGGCCAAAGGCCAGGUUCAGCUCCUGCGAGUCCCUCUUCGAAUCAGGGCAGAGCUCGGAGAGAAAACUGAGCUCCCCAAGCACAUCCAGGGACCUGCUUUUGUCACCCACGGUGCGCCCACGGAGGCGCUGUCUGGAGUCCUCACUGGACGAGGCGGGCUGUCCGGACCUCGGGAAGGAGCCUCUCGUCUUCCAGAACCGGCAGUUCGCCCACCUCAUGGGGGAACCUCUGGGCAGCGAUCCGUUCACCUGGAAGGUCCCAAGCCUCAACUACGCACGCAAGACCAAGGUGGAUUUCGACGACUUCCUCCCAGCCAUCCGGAAGCCCGAGUCGCCUGUGUCCCUGGCCAGAGCCGCCAAAGAGGGUCAAGAGAGUCCUCGGCAUUCACGCAUCCACUUUGAGGCAGAGAAGGCCGACCGGACCUUUCUCUCAGGGAUCAAGGCCAUUUUGAAAAAGAGUCCGGAGCCCAAGGAGGACCCCGCUCACCUCUCUGACUCAUCGUCCUCCUCCAGCUCCAUCGUGUCCUUCAAAAGCGCCGACAGCAUCAAGAGCCGACCGGGAAUCCCACGGCUGCAGGGUGACGGUGGCGAGGGAACGCCCCCCGAGAACAGAGAGCCGGGGGCAGGCGGGAAAGACGAGGAUGUUGAGAGCAUAAUGAAGAAGUAUCUCCAGAAGUAGGAGCCAGUGCAGCCUCCUGAGAUACGCUGCCUUCAAAGACUUCCCGACUCCACAACUGUCUGGAGAGAGAGCAAGAGUGAGAGACCAGGAGGCCUCCCCCGGGGCCCUCAGUCCAGAGCCAGCCAGCACGGCUGCACUCAAGAGGCGAGAAGAGCCCAGCAGGAGGCAUAUCCCGCAGGCAUGGAGACCCCCUCAUGCUUGGUCUGUACAAAAUAAAGCGAUGGCUCCUUCACA
This is a messenger RNA of Hyaena hyaena (striped hyena), 7854 nucleotides long. RefSeq names its product myosin XVIIIB (gene MYO18B). NCBI's taxonomy places the organism in Eukaryota, Metazoa, Chordata, Mammalia, Carnivora, Hyaenidae. The transcript has 43 exons. Gene Ontology annotation, cellular component: myosin complex. The coding region runs from base 1 to 7620 and encodes 2539 amino acids. Gene Ontology annotation, molecular function: protein binding; cytoskeletal motor activity; ATP binding. The record is from RefSeq and is a predicted model, not a curated record.